UGGCAGCUACUCCUGUAGUUACAUCAUGUACAUUAACUGCGAUAAGCAGCAUGAGCGUGAAGAAUGUGGCACUGAUGGCGUCACGUACAGAAACUUGUGCGCGUUCACCAAGGCCCAUUGUCAUGGAAAGGAUAUUGACAUCGCUUUCCGUGGGAAAUGUGACGACCGUCCAGCGACUGGCGGACAAGGAAUAACAGGGGAGGAGGCAGUACUCGACUACUUCUGUGUCGAAUUAUCCCACCAGAGUUGUCCAAACGACACCGAGACACUGUGUGGUACCGACGGCAAGACCUACGCCAAUGUGUGUGAAUACGAGAAGUCAAAGUGUACCCACCGCGAUCUCCACGUAGCUGACUUUGGCGCCUGUUCAAAUUAGAACAACACCGUCUUUGGCUGCAGUUCGAAACAGAAGUUUGUUCACAAAAACUACCCGUCUUGAAUAAAGCUUGGCAAAGUAAUUAAAACCUGAUCUAAAAC
Messenger RNA from Haliotis rubra (blacklip abalone), 477 nucleotides. Its product is annotated as follistatin-like. Gene Ontology annotation, biological process: cell differentiation; multicellular organism development. Bases 26 to 376 code for a protein of 116 amino acids. Lineage: Eukaryota; Metazoa; Mollusca; Gastropoda; Lepetellida; Haliotidae. The record is from RefSeq and is a predicted model, not a curated record. The transcript has 4 exons. Gene Ontology annotation, molecular function: protein binding.